AUGAUGCAGCCAAGAUAUAAACAUGAUCCAGAGCCUGAAGAACAAUAAAAAUCUCAACAAUCUUCUACUACAGUUUCCAGUGCUAACAUAACUUAAAAGCCUUAGCCCAAGAAUGAUCAAAAGAAACCAACUAGGCCGAAUCCAAAAGCAUAGACUUAAAUUUAGAAAGAAAAUAAAAAGCCAUAAACUGCAUCAACGAAUAAUAGAAGCAAAUCCAAUACUAAUCCGUAGAAAGUGAGAGGUAACAGUAAAUAAGGAUAAGGGUCCAAAACAUAGUAGCAUUUUAGAUAAAAUAAGCUGACUUCUAAAUUCAAAGCUCUAAUGGAACACAACAAGAAAGAAUACAAUUUUGAUGAGGUAAAGGCUCUCUAUAGAAUUUAAAGAAAGUAGAUUGAAAAUAAGCCACCAGUUGUGAAAUUUUCAGAAGUUAAAGCAUUUAUCACAAAACCAGUAAAGCCCUUGGUAAAGUCAUUUUACGAGAAGCAUAUAGCAGAUUAAUCAAUUAUCAAUAAAGGCCUUGAACAGGGUAAAUUAGUGAAAGGCAGACUGUGCUUUGACAUUCAGAACAAAGACAAAUAGAUUGGAUUUGUUAAAGUAGCAAACAUUGAUUAACCAAUCAAGAUUUGGGGAUUAAGGAAUUUGAACAGAGCCUUCCAUUUAGAUGAAGUAGUAGUUAAAUUAGUUUAAUGGAUUGAUUGGGGCAAAGCGUCUAACAAGUAGACUUAGAAUAUCGAUUUCGAUGAGUAUUUAAGUUAUCUGGGGAAAGAAGAGCGUGAGUGCAUUUAAAAAUAGCGUGAAUAAUAAGAGUUAGAUGAUGAAGAAGAAAACAGAGCUAAUUAAGAGCAAGAAGAGUAAGAAGGUGAUGAUUAGGAAGAAGAUAACCAAGAAUAUGGAGAGGAAGAAGAAGAGAAUGAAGAUGAGGAUAUAGAAAGAGACUAGGACUAAGAUAUGGGAGAAUGGGAAUAUUAUGGGGAAGAUGAUAAUGAAAAGGAAAAUUAGGAUAAUUAUUAUGAUGAAGAGGGACAGGAAGAAGGCUAAGAAAACGGAGAAGAUUAAAAGGAAGAAGAUAAUGAUGAUUCUGAUAGUUCAGAUGAGAGAGAUGAAGACGAUGAUGAAAAUGCAGAGGAUUAGAAGGAUUAAAAAGAUGACUAUUAUGAUUAUGAAAAUUAUGGGCAAGAGGAUUAAGAUUACGGAGAAGAAAAAGAAGUUGAGGAAGCGAAAAGUUAAAUGAAAUCAGAAGAAACAAAGAAAAAAAAGAAAAAGGGGAAAACUAAUAUCAAAAGUAAAAACAAAAAUAAAAAGAAAUCUAAGGUACAGAAAGUAAUUGAGUAGGAAAUUGAGAAUCAAGAAUAGGAUUAUGAUGAGGAAUAUGGAGAUUUAGUUGAGUAAAGCUUGAUCUAACUUAAAGAUGAAUAUGGAGAGGAAUAUGGGCAAGAAGAGGAGGAAGACGAUGAACUCUAAGAAGAGGAUUAUGAUCUUGAAAAUGAUGAAGAUGGAGAAGAUGAUGAAGAGGAUGAGGAGGAAUAUGGUGAAGAAGAUGACAUAGAUAGAGAUGAAGAUUAAAAUGAGGGUUCAAUUACCAAGGAAAAGCUAGCUAAGCAGUUAGAAGAGAAUGCCAAACUCAAUGAGGCUGAUGAAGUAAGCUAAGUUAUUGAAGUGAAAAAAGGUUAACAGCAAAACUAAAAUUAAAAUAAGAAGGGUUAGCAAAGGCAAAACAAAUAAAAGACUCCUAUCUUUACUCCACCAGUGAUAAUGAAGCCUCCUAAAAUAGAAUCCAAGGAGCAAUUGAUUAACUUUUUAUCUUAAGAUAAAAUCAAAGUUCUGAGACCACUCGGUAAGAUAGUUGCCAUUACAAGCUCAAUAAAGAAGGAUUAGAUAUACUAUGGAUUGAUGAAACGUAUAAGAAUAGGUAAAAAAGAGAAGAAUGAUUGGCGGUAAGUAAUAGAACCAGAAGAUCCUUCUCUACCCUAACUAUUCCUGGUUUAAGAUAAGAAAAUUAAAGAUACCUAGCAGAGGCGAGUGAAAUUCAACAUCGCUGGAUGGAGAGAUAAAUGGAUUCUCGCAAAACUAAUAGAAUGA
This is a messenger RNA of Stylonychia lemnae, 2079 nucleotides long. NCBI's taxonomy places the organism in Eukaryota, Ciliophora, Spirotrichea, Sporadotrichida, Oxytrichidae. The record is from the annotation of a GenBank genome assembly.